CAGCACCCCACCAGCAUUACCAAAACCACGCGCUCGAGCUAUUGAUUGAGUUGCAGGCAGGCAGUUGCAACUAUAUAUGGCUCGCCCUGCAGUAGUAGGCCAGCAGCUGGCGGCGCUGCUGCUGCUGCUGCUGAUGGCGGCGCCGUCGGUGACCAACGCCGGCGUGACGUGCGGGCAGGUGCUGAAUUACUUGACCCCGUGCAUCAGCUACGCCAUGGGGCGGGGCAGCGAGCCCCCGGCGGCCUGCUGCUCCGGCGUGAGCAACCUGAACGCGGCCGCCAACAACACCGCCGACCGGCAGGCCACCUGCAAGUGCCUGAAGCAGAUCACCAGCACCAUGCCGGCGCUCAAGCCCGACAUCGUCGCGGGCAUCCCCAGCAAGUGCGGCGUCGACAUCCCAUACCCAAUCGCACGCUCAACAGACUGCUCCAAGGUGCAGUAAUUAAUUAAGAAGCAGAAAGUAAUUAAGGAGCAUGGAGCUAGCAAAAUAAGAUCAAUCCAUCAUCGACCUGUGUGUUUGUACAUGAUCGAUAUCUUUGCCUCAUCUUACCUACCUGCAGCUACUUGCUGUUGCUAUUUGUAUGUAUAUAUCGUGAGGGUUACUAAUAACAGACCCGAUAUAUGCUAUAUAUAGCAUGCAAGGACCAUGUACUUCAAACAUACCAGCAAUCAACCACAGGUCUUCUGAGCAGCAACA
Molecule: messenger RNA, 697 nt
Organism: Panicum virgatum (switchgrass)
Lineage: Eukaryota; Viridiplantae; Streptophyta; Magnoliopsida; Poales; Poaceae
Product: non-specific lipid-transfer protein 4-like
Exons: 2
Coding region: 77-442 (121 amino acids)
Biological process (GO): lipid transport
Cellular component (GO): membrane
Molecular function (GO): lipid binding
Source: RefSeq, a predicted model, not a curated record